UGAAGUAUCAGCUGAUGUUGGUGUUUUUGAUGGAAGUUGCGGUGGGAGCUGAGCGGGGCUGUUUAUUCUCCUCAGCCCGAGAGAGAGCACUCAGCGCCGGACACGCACCGAGACACAGCACGGCUACACGCGGCACAGCGGCAGCGCGGAGCGGAGCGCCGGAGGAAGCGGAGCGGAGCGCUGUGUGAGGAGGAGGAGCGCGGUGUCGGAGCUGUCUGUCCGCCGCCACCGGAGCCGCUACUGCUGCUGCUGAACCCGAGCGGAGAAAAGAGAAAAACAACAAGGCGAGGCGGCGCAGGACAGCCGGAUCCGCUCACUUCGGACAGAUCACCAGUCGGAUCCUGCUGCUUCCGACCUCAGCGGGACGGAGAUAACCGCCUGGAUAUCUGAUAGGAGAUAGACAGAAAGAGCACAGCGCUGAAGUAGAGCGACAGGCAGACUGAGGAGUAACGGUGUUGUUUUUAUUGUUAGUGAGAAUCGACAGCUGACGUGUUUUCAGUUCAGGAGACGGGGCUAGAUUGCAUCAUCGGACUGGAUAUCUGGUUGUAAGUUUGGCAGAGCUCGACUUUGGAGUUCAGAGCUGCCGUGUAACAGCAGAUUUUCAGCGGGUUGUGUUUUAAACCUGUUUGUUGUUGCUUUGUUUCUUUUUGUAAACGCUGUUGAACUCGUGAGUCAGAUCGUCCAUAUUUAUUGUUCUGGUUUGGCAGUUAGGUUAAGUUAACAAAACUAACUUAAGCUAGGGUUAAGUUUACCUGUGUUUUUUAUUCAAGGUGAAGCUUUCAUAUUUAACUAGCUACUUAACCUAACACACUUUUUAAUGUGUUUUAAAGAUUUUUUUCGUCAAUUUCGAUUGUGUUUGGGUAGCUAGCUAACCUGGCUAGGUUAACCCAGCCACCUAGCGUUACCUUGGUAACUAGUUAGAUAGGUUAGCUAGCUAGGCUACUUUUUUCACAUUAUUUAUUUAACCAAUAAACUCGCUGACACUGUUGAACGUGGGUAAGAAAAGUUAGGAUGGUAUUUUAACGUUAACUUCGUUAAUACUGAAAGCCGUGUUGUUUAUUUAGCUUUGACAGUAUUGUUCACGACACAAGCUAACGUUAUCUAGUUAGCUAUACGUUGAUGUCUCUUAUAAGAGAGGCGGAGCUAAAAGCUGCUGCGUAACAACAGCGGGGUCUCUGUCAUCCGCUCAGUGUUAGUUAGUUAACUAGUUAGUUAGUGUGGAAGGACAGGUCCAGAUCUGGCACAGUCCGAGAACCCCGUUGAAAACCCAAUGCUGGAUCUGGAGGUGGUUCCUGAGCGAUCUUUGGGAAAUGAACAAUGGGAAUUCGCAUUAGGGAUGCCAUUGGCCCAGGCCAUUUCCAUCUUACAGAAGCACUGCCGAAUUAUCAAGAAUGUCCAGGUGCUCUACAGCGAACAAAUGCCACUCAGCCACGACCUCAUACUCAACUUGACUCAGGAUGGAAUUAAACUGCUGUUUGAUGCCUGCAACCAGAGACUAAAGGUAAUUGAAGUGUACGACUUGAGCAAAGUGAAACUGAAAUACUGUGGAGUACAUUUUAACUCUCAGGCAAUAGCACCUACCAUUGAGCAGAUUGACCAGUCCUUUGGCGCUACUCACCCAGGAGUCUACAAUGCUGCAGAACAGCUCUUCCAUCUGAACUUCCGUGGCCUCUCCUUUUCCUUUCAGCUAGAUUCAUGGAGUGAAGCCCCUAAGUAUGAGCCUAACUUUGCCCAUGGCUUGGCCUCCCUGCAGAUUCCUCAUGGGGCUACAGUCAAGCGGAUGUACAUUUACACUGGAAACAACCUUCAAGAGACCAAGGCUCCAGUAAUGCCCCUAGCCUGUUUUCUGGGUAAUGUGUAUGCUGAGUGUGUAGAUGUUCUGAGGGAUGCGACGGGGCCACUGGGUCUGAGACUGCGGCUUCUCACUGCAGGAUGUGGUCCAGGAGUAAUGGCUGAUGCGAAAGUGCGGGCCAUGGAUAGAAACAUCUAUUUUGGGGAUUCCUGUCAGGACGUCCUGAGUGCUCUGGGCUCUCCACACAAAGUCUUCUACAAGUCCGAGGACAAGAUGAAGAUCCAUUCUCCCUCUCCUCACAAACAAGUACCGUCCAAGUGUAAUGACUACUUCUUUAACUACUUCACCCUGGGAGUGGACAUACUAUUUGACUCUGUGACUCAUCUGGUGAAGAAGUUUGUUCUUCACACCAACUUCCCUGGCCAUUACAAUUUUAAUAUAUACCAUCGAUGUGAUUUUAAGAUUCCACUCAUCAUUAAAAAAGAUGGCACGGAUGCUCAGGGGGAGGACUGCAUCCUCACCACUUACAGCAAGUGGGAUCAGAUCCAGGAGUUACUGGGGCAUCCAAUGGAGAAGCCAGUCGUACUUCAUAGGUCAUCAUCUGCGAAUAACACCAACCCCUUCGGAUCCACAUUCUGCUUUGGGCUGCAGAGGAUGAUCUUUGAGGUGAUGCAGAACAACCACAUAGCAUCAGUGACCCUGUAUGGAGCCCCUCGUCCUGGAAACCUGCCCCGCGCUGAGUCUGGUACCCACUGAGCUCCCCCGUAAUCCACCCCGCCCCAUAGGGCCCACCAGCGCAGUGCGAUUUCUUUCACUGCAGCCGUAACACGAGCUAGAGAACCCUGUGAUGAGAGUUUUCUCUGAAGCACCCCGCCCUCUCCACCACCCCCACCAUCAACCCCACAAACCAUACACCCAUCCUAUUACCCGUCUGCUGCAUACAGUCAUGGAUGCUUCUGCCUGGUAACCCACACCUGACACACAGGCUGCUGAAAGCUCCUCCUGCAUCCCUCAUCCCUUUAGCCAGCAAAAUGUCCUGCAGCUGCAGGUUCAACCCACCCCACAUACAAAACCCCCAUAUUCCCACACACAACAUGGACUACAGAAGGCUUUCUGAUGAUUUGUACAUUUUGUUGCACGCAAGACACUGACACCAAAGGGCAAACGUUAUCUGCAUUUCCAUACCACCAUACCAUUUCCCAGUGCUGCAUUAAACACUUUAUACACACACACACACACACAGACAUUUACUUCAAAUCAGUUCAUUUCAGCACAGCAGUGGCCAGCACACGCAGAGGGUGCACUCAACAAAUCCCCCCUACACACAGAAAUACAAAAACUUCAGCAUUCAUUGCAUGAAAAAGUAUUGCUUUUUCCUUUUUCAUUUGUUUUAAAAUUAGGAGUGUGUCAUUCAGAAUUACAAGCACAAACAAACUGCACAGUAUGGGAGCGUACUGGUGGAAUAUCUGCUGCGAACAUGGUUUCUUGGCACAUGAGGUUUCUUGCAUACACACAGUCAGACCUGACACACACACACCAGUUCAGUACAUUACCUCCAGAACUUCAGCUUAAUGUUAAGUUCUCCAUUAUCUUUUAAUAUUUUGCAAACUAAGCUGAUUAGCAUUAUUAUUAUUGUUUUUAUUAUUAUUUUAAACAUUUGCACUAAAGAAAACCACACCUUAUUUACUUGACAAUUGUCUUCUAUUCACUGAAGACUGUUGGGAUUUCCAAGUGCGAGAGGGGAGAGUUGCAAAUGAUGGAACUGAGGGAAUUGUAUCUUGUGGAAUUCAACGGUCUUAACGCAGAUCUUCUGGCGAGACAAAAAAAAAAAACAGAAAAGCCAUUGAUCCUUCACUUUCCGCCACCUUCUGGAUCUCUGCUCAUUUACUUUCCGAACUGCCGGGGAUUUGAUAUCAUUAUUUUCUCUCUAUUGGUCUAUCUCUCUCUCUCAACUCUUGAUCCCUGCUUUGGAUAUUUAGUUUCAUUGAUUCUGAUUGCCAAAAUGUUAGCCAAAGAAAUACUAAGAGUUAUCUGUCCAUUUUAAAAUAUUUUCAUCAGACUUUGACCUUAAAGAACAUUCCCGUUUGGUUUGUUUCCGUUACUCCCAAGAUUUUUUUUUUGCUUUUGUUUUUACCACAAUCUUUUACUCAUUAAAUGCAUUUUAAUGGUGGAUAUGCCAUGUUGUGUUGCUCUGUGCUUUUUUUUUUUAUUUUGUGCUUUAAUCUCCUAGUUUCUGCUCUACAGAAAACGUCUGGUGUUGUUUCUGUACUAGGUAGAUGUGAGUUUUUUCGCAGCUCUCUGCUGCUGUGCUCCUCUGUGUAUGUACAGAUCUGUAAAUAGUGUUAUUUCCUGUUUUGUCUGUUUAAGCUCAUGGUACCAUAAUAUGGGUUCUGUUGAAAUUGAGUUGAAACCUGGAAUUCUCUUCUAAUGGUAAUUGUUAAAUAUGCUAUGUAUUGUCAUUUGCUAACCGAGAGAGUUCUGAGUUUUAACACAACACAACGUGGUCCUUAGAGGACACUGGCAGCAGCUAUCCGUUCUGUUUGUGGAGGAAAGAGGCCGUGCAUGACUGACUGUAUCACUGAUGGAGACUGAUGGCCCAAACACACUUCGCAACGGUGGGCAUGACUCAAGUGCUUACAGCACAGUUCGCGGUAUGAUCCAAGUUUGUUUCUAACUCUUACCAUCACUGUGCUGUCAGAGCCUUCAGAUGGACAGAUGAGUCCAUCGGUCAGCCUUUACUGAUGCUGAUCACUACGCUACUCCACUGCAUCUCCCCUCCAGGCUGCAGUGCGUGACACAAGCUCGUUCUGGGCAUUGUUAGUUCUCUUUUGCAUUAACUUGGUUCAUGAGUUGCAAUGAAAGGCUGCUGCUGUUGAUUCUGUUUUCGGAUUUUAUCAAACAAAGGAAAAUAAAACGACAAAACUUUUAUCAAAAAAAAAAAGCGGAAUCGCUGUUAACAUUGUGCCUCAUCUCCCACCGAGCCUGUCUUCUUCUCUGAGUUCUUCUCUGUAAAUGAAAUUGUUUGAACUGCUUUGUGUAUGGUUGAGCAUGUACAGCUAAACUGAUGGACUAUCAGUUUAUAGAUAGUCGCCGUCCUCUUGCUCCAGAAAUAUACCUAAAUAAUGAGGAAGUAUACUGAAAAAAAAACAGAAUCUGUCUCAUAGUCUGUGAACUCACUUCAUGAAGGGUUGUUUUGGUAUGCAUACUGUAAUAACACAAACAGCCAAAAAGGUCAUUGUUUUGGUCAGUGCAUGGUUGUUUUUGCCUUUAUUUGCGCAACAUUUGAAGGUUUAGCCAGUCCUGGACAGCCCUUCAUGGCCUGAGGUUCAUGCAAGUGGUUGUGAUGUUUCUGCAGAAUAAAAAAAACUUGCACUUUCCUUACAGAAAACUACAAAAAGUGUUUGAAAUUCCUAUGAAUAACUUUUGCAUUCAUAAAAGUGUAUGUUGGUUUGGCAACAUAUGGUCUGACCUUUAUAUGGUUAUGCUUUAGCUGUGUCUUCAGAUUUCUAGAUUUAAAUACUUCAAGUCCUGAAUGAGGACCUUCAUGCAACUUGAGUCUCCGUAAAGUUUCCGUAAAGAAACAGCACAACCACUGCAGUAGUAGCGUUUAGGGAAUGUUACUGUUAGAGGAGAGUGUGGUUUGAUGGGCUGAUUGCCUGCCCAAUUCUCAGGUGGAUCUUUUUUAAAUGCCAGGAGCAAGUGAAUGCUUAACUUUCAUCAUCUGGGUUCUGGCUUGUUUUCUUUCUUCUUCAGACUUUAUCCUAUUUUUGCAUCGAAAUGAAUGAACGAAUGAGUGAAUGAAUGAUUGUCCUUAAGAUUGUAUCUAGAAAUGGACAACCUCCAUUCAGUGUAAUGUGCAUAUUAAUGCUAUGUAUUGUACCCCUUAUAUAUUGUAUGUUCUUUUUCUCCCAUUCUAUCCUCCAAAGUGAUUAUUUUUUUGUGAAUUUAGUACAUUUGGCCCAUUUCUGGAAAUGGGAUCCUUAAUUAAAAAAUUGUGAAUCCAGAUUAACUGCAAUGUGGUGUUUUGUAUCUGAUAUUUUGUCAUCAAAGAACAUCUAGUUAGAAAAUCAGUAUUUAUCAGACAUGUUUUGUUGUAUAUUUUUGUUUGUUUAUUUGUUUUUAAAGCAAUAACUAUAGCUGUGGCAAAUAAUUCAAUGAAAGGGUCAGCUAUAAGCUUGCACAAGGCCUCUGAACCCAUGCAAAAAUGCUGUGACUAGUUUUUGGUUUUAUUUUAUUUGUUUUACCUUUUUUUUUUUUCUUCUUCGUCUAGUCUACUGAAACCACGAUAUUUGCAAUUUUAUAAACUGCAUUGACUUUUGUUCAUUAAACUGUUACAGUGUGUUCAACAAAAGUAAUAUUUGAAGACUGGAUGUAAUAAAUAUGGGGGAAAUUA
This is a messenger RNA of Astyanax mexicanus (Mexican tetra), 6185 nucleotides long. RefSeq names its product phagosome assembly factor 1 (gene phaf1). The record is from RefSeq and is a predicted model, not a curated record. Bases 1271 to 2548 code for a protein of 425 amino acids. Lineage: Eukaryota; Metazoa; Chordata; Actinopteri; Characiformes; Acestrorhamphidae. Gene Ontology annotation, cellular component: dendrite; synaptic vesicle membrane; trans-Golgi network. Gene Ontology annotation, biological process: Golgi to plasma membrane protein transport. The transcript is spliced from 16 exons.